Molecule: messenger RNA, 1141 nt
Organism: Penicillium brasilianum
Lineage: Eukaryota; Fungi; Ascomycota; Eurotiomycetes; Eurotiales; Aspergillaceae
Source: the annotation of a GenBank genome assembly
CAAUAGCCAGCAUCAAACAGGGCAUCGUUUCUACACCACGAAUCGGACAUAUCGCGUCUCACUAUAAAUGGGUCUCUUCUUUUGAGUACCGCAUCCGCUUACUCUCGAUAAAUGGGUAUAAAAGGGACUCGAGAGAUUAACGAAUUCAACAUAGGCUCUCCUCUACAAUUCCAAUUCCCCUUUCUCAAAGAUGGUCUCCAUCACUAGUCUCAUGACAGGUCUACUGGCCUUGUCCUCUUCAGCUGUCUCUACCGCAAUUCAUCGCCGCUCAAUCACACCGCCAGAAGGAUGUCCAAUUCCUACCUGGACCGUCAACAACUUUCACUGGUAUAAUGGCUCCCACAGCUUGGACUGUAUCCAUAACCAAGUCGACAUUAACACCAAGGGCUGCCUUUGCGGGUCAGGCUGGUGUGAACCGAAUCAGGCAACAUGCAAUGGUAGCUGGGUGAAUGUCUGCUAUACUGGCAUGCCCAACUACCAGCCAUGGGGCUACGGCCCACCCCAAACUCUUGACAUCAAGUUUGCGGAUGGCUUGACUUGUCACGAUGAGUAUAUCGGCUAUCGGAUCCACGAUAUUGCUCACGGCGAGAGCAACUGCGGAUAUGCUGAUCGAGGUCUGGGGAGAAUCGUUGCAUUCUAUGGCUCCUCGGAUCUUGACUCAUCCACGGGCCAUAUGGACUAUACUCUUGGUGCCGGGCAUGCACUCAAAUGUGACAACGGUAGCUCAAUUACAUACUCUGGGAGUGUGGACUUUGCUCUGUCUUGCACUCAUGAUGCCGAUUUCAAUGCCACUUGCACAGCCCCGGUUUUUGAAAUCCCCGUCCUGAGUUACCAGUGGGUUUCGUCCUCUUAAAUCAACAGGAGAGAUAUCAAACUGCAGGUGGACGUUGGGAUUUUACCAAGACGCCAGACUAUCUCAACUGUCAGUGGACCAGAGUGAUGAAGUAACUGGGUUCAAAUAUGAUUCAGAAAAACGGUCUUCUUUCUACCAAUGGUUUCUAAAAGCCACAAUGCAUUAGAGAUGAGUGUGAUUGUCAAAUCCGAAUAUUCUUUGUGGUAGUCUAGAAUGUACAAACCUUUGAACCUUGCGAGGAAAUGGUUCAUACGUGUUGCGGAAAACAAAACCAUUGAAACGUGUGUG